UGCAUGCGUUCCAUCACAUUAUCUGACUUCUAUUUGAUUAAAAAAACUCCAGCUGGCAGUGGAGACAGAGGGCUGCAGGGACGGUACCUUGAAAGCCCAGUCACCUGCCCCCAAGACUCAGGCCAUUCUGGACCACUGACCCGCAAAUGAAGAGACUCAGGGAAAUCCAUUUUGCCCCAUGCUUGGCAGCGCUGUGUGUGUUUAAACACUGUUGAGGGUCUUUUACCCACUUUGUCAGGCUUCUUAUAAACCCUCAGGCAGCAAAGUCUCACCUCACUCCCAACUCUUUGACUCUGAUGGAGCCUCAUCGAACAGUGCUGGAUUGUUUUGGUCAUUUCAAAAAGCAAGUGUAACACAUUUCCGUCUCACUUGUCUUCAGAUACUGCGAUGGCCAAUUCAGUUGGAGGCUUAUCGCAAAGCUACACUUCUCGGAUCGGGAUGACGGAGAACUCUCUUGCGGUCUUGGAUCGCAUUCGAAGUCCAGGAGAAUCCUGGGACAUGGUGGAGACCAAACCAAGCGUGGAGACGUUGGAGCGAACCAUGCCUGGUCUCUACCUCUCCUGCUACGACAUGCUCCUCACAGAUGACACCACGUGGGUGGUCAAAGUGUCAGAGUCGCCGUCGAAUGUUGCCAUACCCAACUCCCCCAUGGAGUCCCAAGAAGAACCAGAGCAGUGCCCGGUCAUAGACAGCCAGGAGCAGAGACUCUCUCCGGGAUUAGAAGGCCAGGUGGAGGAGCGAUCUCUGGAGCAGGUCCAGAGUAUGGUGGUGGGAGAGGUCCUGAAGGACAUCGAAACAGCCUGCAAGCUGCUGAACAUCACACCUGACCCCAUCGAGUGGAACACGGGGAACGUCCAGAAGUGGCUCUUGUGGACAGAGCAUCUCUAUCGGCUCCCACAUGCUGGAAAGGCCUUUCAGGAGCUCACCGGCAAGGACCUGUGCGCCAUGAGUGAGGAAGAGUUCCGUCAGAGGUCACCACAGUGUGGAGACACACUGCAUGCACAUUUGGACAUCUGGAAGUCAGCCGCCUGGAUGAAGGAAAGGUGCACAGUGGGAGAGACCAAAAACACAGGAGGCGAGGAGCUUUGGUCUGAGGCAGAUUCUUCAUGUUCAGGUCAACCAAUCCACCUGUGGCAGUUCCUCAGAGAGCUUCUCCUCAAGCCUCACAGCUAUGGUCGCUGCAUCCGCUGGCUCAACAAGGAAAAGGGUAUUUUCAAAAUUGAGGACUCUGCUCACGUAGCGAGACUGUGGGGCCUCAGAAAGAACCGACCUGCCAUGAACUAUGACAAGCUGAGCCGCUCCAUUCGCCAGUACUACAAGAAAGGAAUCAUCCGCAAGCCGGAUGUGUCUCAAAGACUGGUCUACCAGUUUGUUCACCCAGUAUGAUCCAGCAGGAAGUUUCUGGAGAGAGACUGAGCUAUUGUGCACUGACCAACCCCGACAGCACACUUUCACUGCCAGCGUCAGAAGACUGGUGAGAUUUCGUUUUUGUUUUUAAUCCUGCUGCGGGAAGAAGCAACCAAAGAUGAAAAACAACAUAAAUAAAUAAACUGCCUUGUCAUUUGCAAUCUGCCUGUUUAUUUUCCUUUAGAACAUUGCCGAUCAUCAUUUAUACUUCAUGUCGUUCAAUUUUCCAGAUGAAACAUUCCAGCAAGUUUUUCAUGCGUGAAGCCAGUUGGACUGCUAAUGUUUGUAUAAUGGAUGUGAUUCUUUGGACUGUUUGGUUCUGACUCUUCAAACAUUGUCUUUUUACUGUCUAAGAAAACUCAUGGCACUUCAGAGGACAGAUGACAUUAUAAGGUAAAUAUCACCGACAUACUUCCUGUCCAACCCUGAAACAAAAGCUGUUUUAUGUUUUCAGCUGAAAUUAUUAAAUAGUCAACCAGUUCUCAGGCUGACAGUGAUGCAAAGUCACAAUAUGAUUCUUCAUUGUAAUUCUUUUUAAACAUGUUUUGCAUAAUAGUUAUUUGCACUUUUAAAUAAAAUAUAUAACACAUAAAUAUAUGUUUACAUAAAAACUGAGUCUGACAGUCAUGCAUUAAAUUGGUCAAUACAUUGUUUAGCAUUUUAUAUUUUAUGAUAAACGUUACAAGAUUGAUAUGAAAUUAGUUGCUACAUCUCAACAUGCUGGAGGCAAUAAAGAACUCAACAACAGUCAGAUAGAAUUGAAGUCUCUCUCUGGAUUGCAGAAUCAUUUCACAUUGUGAUGAGGCCUUUUGGUUUUGGUUCAUUUCCAUUUAUGUCUGUAUUUCACCUACGUGAAGAAAUUAUGUUUAACUGAUCACAUGAUUACACUGAAAUACUUCCUGUAUAUUUUCCUAAAAGAAGUGUGAAGAAGA
Messenger RNA from Synchiropus splendidus (mandarinfish), 2339 nucleotides. Its product is annotated as SAM pointed domain-containing Ets transcription factor. The transcript has 5 exons. The record is from RefSeq and is a predicted model, not a curated record. Gene Ontology annotation, molecular function: sequence-specific DNA binding; DNA-binding transcription factor activity, RNA polymerase II-specific. Bases 388 to 1386 code for a protein of 332 amino acids. Gene Ontology annotation, biological process: regulation of transcription by RNA polymerase II; cell differentiation. Gene Ontology annotation, cellular component: nucleus. NCBI's taxonomy places the organism in Eukaryota, Metazoa, Chordata, Actinopteri, Syngnathiformes, Callionymidae.